Cuscuta epithymum is the source of this 863-nucleotide messenger RNA. The record is from the annotation of a GenBank genome assembly. NCBI's taxonomy places the organism in Eukaryota, Viridiplantae, Streptophyta, Magnoliopsida, Solanales, Convolvulaceae.
GGUGGGCGGGAUACCCACAACUCUUCAUCACGUUCACAUGUAACCCGCAAUGGCCUGAUAUUGUUCGCUACGUUCAGUGUAGAGGACUCACUCCAGAUGAUCGCCCGGAUAUCAUUUGUAGAAUUUUCAAGAUAAAGCUUGACAUGCUCAUAAAAGAUGUGAAAGAAAAUAAGCUAUUCGGUGAAGUUAAAGCUGAAUUGCAGCUAGAUGAGAAGCAAAUAAAGAAUUAUUGUUUGUUGGAAGUUGAGAAAUAUCUACAACAUCGUGGAAAGUCUCUAUUCUACUAUGACGGAAUGUCUCGAGUAACGGAUCUUGACAUCCCCUCUCUUGAUGAUGUUUUGAUACACGAGGAAUUGAGAUAUGACAAACAUGCUUUGGCAGAGGAACACGAUAGAUUAAUUUCCGCGUUGACAGAGGAUCAAAAGCGUGUUUACGAGACAAUGGUGAGUUCUGUAGAUGCCUACUAUGGCGGUGUGUUCUUCUUAUAUGGACACGGUGGUACAGGGAAAACAUAUCUGUGGAAGACCUUAUCAGCAUAUAUAAGACAUCAAGGAAAUAUUGUGUUGAACGUAGCUUCAAGUGCGAUCGCAUCAUUGCUCCUUCCUGGUGGAAGAACGGCACAUUCCAGGUCGGUUUUUAGGUUUAAAAAAUUGUAAUUUCAAAUAAAUACUAACACAAUGAAUUGUAACUUUCAAGUUUAAAAUCCCACUCACAGCAGCGGAAGAUUCAACUUGCAAUAUAUAGCUAGGAAGUGCCCUUGCGAAGCUAAUUCAAAUGACGAAAUUGAUAAUUUGGGACGAGGCACCUAUGACUAAUAAGUACUGCUAUGAAGCUCUUGAUCGGACUAUGAGGGAUAUUCUUCG